This is a messenger RNA of Cynocephalus volans (Philippine flying lemur), 1008 nucleotides long. RefSeq names its product protein LEG1 homolog. The record is from RefSeq and is a predicted model, not a curated record. The transcript is spliced from 6 exons. Lineage: Eukaryota; Metazoa; Chordata; Mammalia; Dermoptera; Cynocephalidae. The coding region runs from base 1 to 1008 and encodes 335 amino acids.
AUGGCUUUCAGUCCUUUCUGGGCCUGUGCAAUAGUCAGUUGUGUUUCUGCUUCUUUAGCAAAAGCAUCCAGUAUCUUGGAUGAGUAUCCCCCUCUGUGGAAAGAGAGCCCUGGUCAGUUUAGUGACUACAGAGUGGAAAACGGAAAGUACAUCAUUAACCCCUGGAAUUACCGUGAGAGAAUAGGGAUGUAUAAAAUCCUGUUGAAUAAUACAGCAAGAAACUUUGAAAAAUUUUCUCCAGAAAAUGAACAAAAUAUUUUAUGGGGAUUGCCUAUACAUCAUGGAUGGCAAUAUUAUACAGGCAGAUUAGCUGAUCCCACCCAAAGGACAGACUGUGGCCGUGACUCUGGGGAUCGUCUGUGCAUCUCCGUGGACAGUUGGUGGGCCAACCUUAAUUAUUACCUUUCGGCAAUGCCCUUCCUUGCUGCGGUUGAUUCUGGCAUAAUGGGGAUAUCAUCAGACAAUGUCAUCCUUUUGCCACCAUCCAAGGAUCUGAUGAAUUUUUGUUAUAACAUUUCUAGCUGUCAUUCAGCCUUUCCAGAAGCGAUGAAAAUGUGGAAUGAAUUUUACCAGCAUGUAAAAUUACCUUCUAGUAGCUUUGAUGACCUAUUGAAGUACUUAUGGGCUGCACAUGUCUCAUCCCUGAAGAUUGCUCGUAAAAAUUUUCGCAGUAGGUUAAAAUAUUAUUCUAAACAAGAAGCAGAUUUUCAAAGAAACUGGGCUUUAUUUGUGGAUUAUUUAGCUCCACCACUCUUUCCUACAACACUGAAUAGAGUAUAUGAAUUCCAGAAGGGCCUGCCAUCACGAAUACUUGUCAGAAAGGAUAGAGCUCACUUCAUCAAUGACUUUACUAACUUUCAGAACUUAGUCCUGCUUGCUCUAAAUGCUCUCCACAAAGUGCAUAAGUAUACAGGUGCAUCUUGCCAGCUGGAUUUCAGUCACUCCUCCUUCCUCUUACCUGCCACCCUGGGCGGUUACACCUCUGUUGCUACGUGGGGCAUCUGCUAG